Messenger RNA from Mycena citricolor, 3706 nucleotides. The record is from the annotation of a GenBank genome assembly. NCBI's taxonomy places the organism in Eukaryota, Fungi, Basidiomycota, Agaricomycetes, Agaricales, Mycenaceae.
CCUGGACAUCCAGACUGCGUUUUGAAAGCGCGAUUGAAGCAAAUUCGUCUGGAAUGGAAGCGUCUACAGGGAUCGAAUGUGCUCAACAAACAGAUGCAAGGACUUUGGUCCGCCCACAGGCGCACGAAAGUGAAUCUGAACGCAGCACCUGUGAUCGAAGAGGUCCCCGAAGCGUCUCCGAACGAAGAACAGGCACCAGCAUCCUCUGACGCUUCUCCGGCUGCGACACCCUCUGCCAUCAACGGCAAGCGCAAAGUACGAAGCUCCCGAAACGACGAAACCAAUCUAAAUAAACGCGCAAAACUUACUGGCAACGGGACUAUUGCGAAAGACUACUCUCCACCCUCGGCUCGGCUCUCUGACCUGGGAGGGGUUGAACGAUGCAUCGAAAAGGUUCUCGAACUGGUUGCCAUGCCUCUCUCGCACCCAGAGAUCUACUUGCACACGGGUGUACCACCUCCCAGAGGGGUUUUGCUGUAUGGCCCUCCUGGUUCUGGAAAAACCUUGCUUGCGAAUGCGAUCGCUGGUGAGCUUGGCGUCCCUUUCAUCAACAUCUCUGCUCCUUCCAUUGUAUCCGGAAUGUCUGGAGAAUCGGAGAAAACAUUGAGGGAUGCCUUUGAAGAAGCCAAGCGUAUUGCGCCUUGCUUGCUUUUCAUUGACGAGAUUGAUGCUAUUGCCCCCAAACGAGAAAGCGCUCAGCGGGAAAUGGAAAGGCGUAUUGUGGCUCAGUUUCUGACAUGCAUGGACGAUCUAUCGUGGGAUAAAACCGAUAAUAAACCUGUGAUCGUCAUGGGCGCGACGAAUCGAGCCGACUCCCUUGAUGCUGCGUUGCGCAGAGCAGGUCGUUUCGAUCACGAGAUCAGCAUGGGGGUCCCAGACGAGAGUGCCCGUGAAAAGAUCCUCCGGGUUUUGUCCCUAAAAUUGCGUUUGGAAGGCGAUUUCGAUUUCACUAGCCUCGCACGAGCUACUCCAGGUUACGUUGGCGCCGACCUGGCUGCGCUUACUGGUGCUGCCGGUAUCAUCGCCGUAAAACGGAUAUUCAAGAAUUUAACUACCCAGAGGGCGAUGUUGAUAUGACUGAGCCUGGGCCAAACUCGAUCGCACAAUUUCUGCAGGCGCAUCCUGAUCCGUUAAGUGACGAACAGUUGCAGCCAUUGCAAAUCACGUCACACGACUUCAUGCUGGCUCUGAAAGAGGUGCAGCCGUCCUCUCAGCGGGAAGGAUUCGCUACGGUUCCCGAUGUGACGUGGGAAGAUAUCGGCGCGUUGCAUGAGACUCGGGACGCACUGCAAAUGGCUAUCGUUCUACCACUGCAACACCCGGAGCUGUUUCGCAGUGUGGGAAUUGCUGCUCCAUGCGGGGUUCUGCUCUGGGGACCCCCCGGCUGCGGUAAAACUCUGCUUGCCAAGGCAGUAGCCAACCAGAGCCAGGCGAAUUUCAUCAGCGUCAAGGGUCCUGAGCUGCUGAACAAGUACGUCGGUGAAAGCGAGCGAGCCGUACGGCAAGUGUUCACCCGCGCUCGAGCGUCGUCGCCUUGUGUGAUAUUUUUUGAUGAGCUUGAUGCGCUGGUCCCUCGCCGGGACGACAGUAUGUCUGAAUCCUCCGCGCGGGUGGUCAACACCUUACUCACAGAACUCGACGGCUUGGAUGCCCGCAAAAGUGUUUAUGUUGUCGCUGCAACCAACAGACCAGACAUGAUCGACCCUGCUAUGGUUCGCCCGGGGCGACUAGACAAACUUCUAUAUGUGGACCUUCCUUCUGCGCAAGAGAGGGCGGAGAUCUCACGAACGCUGCUGCGCGGAGUGCCACUGUCCGACUCUGUGGACGCCGUGGCCCAGCUUGUUUCCGACAGGUGCGAGGGAUACAGCGGAGCGGAUCUAGCCUCGCUCGUCAGAGAAGCUGGCGUCUGUGCUCUUCGUCGUUCCAUCGGACCCAUAGACAUUUCCACUCAGCCGACCACUGUGACAGUUACAGUCCCUGAUUUCGUAGAGGCCCUUGAAAAAGUGGGGCCUAGUGUGAGCAUUGCUCAGCGAAGAAAGUACGAAUCUCUGCGGACAAAACUCUCAGGGCUGCCGGUCAGAGUGGGUAAAGACGAGGAUCACAAACGAGUAGAUUCAUGAUCAUGAUGUUACAAGUAAUCAGAUUACCUUCGGUCAAUGCCGUAAUAUGAUCUCAUUUUCAAAUGACUCAAAACCAAAAAAGUAGCUUCUGUUUCCACUCACCACCACGCCGCGAUGUGCCCCCACGACAAUAUCGAAUCUGCACCUGUCGACAAGUCUGAAAUGGUCGAAGUCCCUCUGGCUGCACCUAGCAAAAGGGGUACAUCUGCCAAGGUCAACGGUUUCAAUGGCCAUGUCGCUACCCCAGAACAAAAGUCAAAUCCAUAUGCACCCCGCGCGGCGGACUUCUUGUCCAACAUCUCCAACUUCAACAUCAUCGAAAGCACCCUCCGAGAGGGAGAGCAGUUCGCAAAUGCGUUCUUCGACACCAAGACCAAGAUCGCGAUCGCCAAAGCCCUCGAUGCAUUCGGUGUCGAAUACAUCGAACUGACCUCCCCGGCCGCCUCUGAACAAUCGCGACUGGAUUGUGAGGCUAUCUGCAAGCUCGGCCUCAAGGCCAAGAUCUUGACCCAUAUCCGGUGUCACAUGGAUGAUGCUCGGAUUGCUGUUGAGACUGGUGUGGACGGCGUCGAUGUCGUCAUCGGAACUUCCUCCUUCCUCCGCGAGUUUUCUCAUGGCAAGGACAUGGCUUAUAUCACCAAGACGGCCAUUGAAGUCAUCAACUUCGUCAAGUCCAAGGGAAUCGAAGUCCGCUUCUCAUCUGAAGACUCUUUCCGCUCCGACCUCGUUGACCUUCUCUCCAUCUAUCAAACCGUGGACAAAAUCGGCGUUCACCGAGUUGGUAUCGCCGACACAGUCGGCUGUGCCAAUCCGCGACAAGUUUACGAUCUUGUGAGGACGCUGCGUGGAGUGGUGAACUGCGACAUCGAGAUCCAUCUGCACAAUGAUACAGGCAUGGCCAUUGCCAACGCGUACACUGCUCUGGAGGCUGGUGCAACUCACAUCGACACUUCUGUUCUUGGCAUUGGCGAGCGCGUUGGUAUCACACCUCUGGGUGGAUUGGUUGCUUGUUUGUACGCUGCCAACCCUGAAUACGUCAAGUCCAAGUACAAUCUGCAUAUGCUGCGAGAGAUCGAGAACUUGGUUGCGGAGGCCGUCGAGGUCAACAUCCCGUUCAUGAACCCGAUCACGGGCUACUGUGCUUUCACACACAAGGCUGGCAUCCACGCCAAGGCCAUUCUCAACAACCCCAGCACCUACGAAAUCCUCAAGCCCGAGGAUUUUGGUCUCACUCGCUAUGUGUCUAUUGGGCAUCGUCUCACUGGUUGGAACGCGGUCAAGUCACGAGCUGAGCAACUCAACCUCACCAUGACCGAUGAUCAGAUCAAGGAUGCGACUGCCAAGAUCAAGGAGCUCGCGGACGUGCGAACACAGUCCAUGGAUGACGUCGACUCACUCUUGCGAAUUUACCACUCCGGAAUUCAAUCCGGUGAACUUGCUGUCGGCCAAAAGGAAGCUCUGGACAGGCUCUUGCGGAGACAUCGGGAUGAGGCUGCAGGCCGCCCGUCCAGCCCUUCCCGCGAGAGAGAGUAGAUACUCGCCCUACAAAUCAAACAAAAUGAAUGUCUUGACUAUAUGUUGUCUAC